Pelobates fuscus (common spadefoot toad) is the source of this 2199-nucleotide messenger RNA. It is a transcript of the gene KCNJ6, whose product is annotated as potassium inwardly rectifying channel subfamily J member 6. Gene Ontology annotation, biological process: regulation of monoatomic ion transmembrane transport; potassium ion import across plasma membrane. The record is from RefSeq and is a predicted model, not a curated record. Gene Ontology annotation, molecular function: G-protein activated inward rectifier potassium channel activity. NCBI's taxonomy places the organism in Eukaryota, Metazoa, Chordata, Amphibia, Anura, Pelobatidae. The transcript is spliced from 4 exons. Gene Ontology annotation, cellular component: plasma membrane. The coding region runs from base 507 to 1730 and encodes 407 amino acids.
UAGGAUUCAUUGUAUCUGCAGCUUACAUGACAUUUCGUUUGCUUGGCUCUCAUCACUUUUCCCCAAUGCAUGUGAUAUUUUGUUUUGCAUUAUUAUUAUUUUCAUGCAGUUGGCUGUUUGUCUGCACUCUGAUCCCCUUUUGCCAUUGGCUGACACUAUCCAGCACAGGCAGCUUUAGACUUGAAUGAUGCUCAUGUAGUCAUUUUUGGAGAGGAGGGAUGUUUGGAUACGAUAUGGUUUUACACCAGGAUCGAGGAUCAAGGAAGGAAGCCAAGUUUUUUAUUUAUUUCUUCCUGCAUCUCAGUUGGGGAAAUACUCAUCACAACAACAUCUCAGCCAGGACACAAUGAACAAUUGAAGAGGGACCCAUCAUUACAAGGUCAAACAUGUUGAUGGGAUCCAAAUGCAAUAGUGGAGACGAAUAGAACAGCGAGACAUUGACUACCUCCUGAUACAGCAGCAGGGGGUGAGCACAUGUUAACAGAAAGACUGCUUCCUAGACGUGAAUGAGGCAGAUGGAGCAGGACGUGGAGAGUCCCAUUUCAAUACGGCAGCCAAAACUGCCAAAACAAGCUCGAGAAGACAUAGUUAAGCAGAAAUGUUCAAAACGAAAAAUACAGCGGUAUGUUCGGAAAGAUGGAAAAUGUAACGUCCAUCAUGGGAACGUUAGGGAGACCUACCGCUACUUAAGUGACAUUUUUACAACCUUGGUGGAUCUGAAGUGGAGAUUCAACCUGCUGAUAUUUGUUAUGGUUUACACAGCAACCUGGCUUUUCUUUGGAAUGAUAUGGUGGCUUAUUGCUUACAUUCGUGGAGAUCUGGAUCACAUAGGAGACAAAACAUGGAGUCCAUGUGUGGAUAACCUCAAUGGAUUUGUAUCUGCUUUUUUAUUUUCAAUAGAGACAGAGACAACAAUUGGUUAUGGAUAUAGGGUUAUCACAGACAAGUGUCCUGAGGGGAUCAUACUUUUGUUGGUCCAGUCUGUGUUAGGGUCUAUUGUGAAUGCUUUUAUGGUUGGUUGUAUGUUUGUCAAGAUAUCCCAACCUAAGAAGAGGGCUGAGACGCUGGUCUUCUCUACCAAUGCUGUCAUAUCCAUGCGGGAUGGUAAACUGUGUCUGAUGUUCCGAGUCGGGGACCUUAGGAACUCUCAUAUCGUAGAAGCAUCAAUACGAGCCAAGCUAAUCAAAUCCAAACAGACAAAGGAGGGGGAGUUUAUACCACUGAACCAGACAGAUAUCAAUGUCGGAUAUGAUACUGGGGAUGAUCGAUUGUUUUUGGUUUCCCCACUGAUCAUAAGCCAUGAGAUUAAUCAACACAGUCCUUUCUGGGAGAUAUCAAAAGUUCAGCUACCAAAAGAAGAUUUAGAGAUUGUGGUCAUCUUAGAAGGAAUGGUGGAAGCUACAGGAAUGACAUGCCAAGCUAGAAGUUCUUACGUCACCUCUGAGAUCCUUUGGGGCCACCGAUUCACGCCGGUUCUAACACUGGAGGAUGGUUUUUAUGAAGUCGACUAUAAUAGCUUUCAUGACACUUACGAGACAAACACUCCGUCUUGCAGCGCCAAAGAUUUGGCUGAGAAACUCAACAGGGCAGAGAUGUCAUUGAGCUGGUCGGUCUCAAGUAAGCUCAACCAACAAGCUGAGCUGGCCAUCGAAAGUCAAGACAAAAAUCAUGAAGAUCAAACAGAACGGAAUGGGGACGUGGCAAACAUCGAGAACGAAUCUAAAGUCUAAGACUAUCACCAAUGAGGGUAUCUCAUUAUGGAGUAAAUAAUUUGGUGGGAAUUCCCACAAUUUAUGGAAGUGGAUUGAAUUACUAUCCUGUAAAAUUAGGUUGGCUAAAAUGGCAGCACACCGAAAAUGUAAUAAAGAUAUAUGUCCAUCUACUGCGGAUUAACAUAUGCAUGUAUUCUUCUCCCUUUUCUGACAGUAAACAGCACAUUUCAGAAAGUGAGGUAAGGUAAAAAAGUACAAAUAGCUAUUGUUUUCAUGUUAAAGUUUAAAAGAAGACAAUAGCAGGCUGGAUAUUGUGUGUCCUGAUCAAUCAAACCAUGCUUUAAGGCCAAGGCAAAAAAACAAAUCCUUAGAUCAUACGAACACUGUAUAUAUGCCUUAUGUAAUAUUCUCUUCGACUUAAUAAUAUGCCCAGCAUGUAAAAAGGAAGCGUGAAUGAAGCUUCUAAAUAAUGUACAUAAAUGUGUAA